Molecule: messenger RNA, 6319 nt
Organism: Venturia canescens
Lineage: Eukaryota; Metazoa; Arthropoda; Insecta; Hymenoptera; Ichneumonidae
Gene: Rgk2
Product: Rad, Gem/Kir family member 2
Exons: 8
Coding region: 1-2142 (713 amino acids)
Cellular component (GO): plasma membrane
Molecular function (GO): calcium channel regulator activity; GTP binding; GTPase activity
Source: RefSeq, a predicted model, not a curated record
AUGGCGGUGAAUAGUCCUGGCUCGUACAACAGCCUGAAAUCACCGCGGAGUCCUCGUCAGUUACCGCAGCUUCCAAGUUUGCAGCAGCCGCAGAUGUCGGGUCAAUACAGUCCGAGCCAAUCGGUCCACAAUUUAGGUUCAAAGUCCCCGAGCACGCCUCGGGUUUUCGAAUUUCCACCGGAGUAUAAUCCGGAGACACCAAACGCGAAUUUCGAUUUUGACGUAUUUGGUAAAAGCGACUCGGUGUCGGAUUCCCGCAGCAGUUUGUUGCCGGAGUCAAUGGUGACGGAGAGCACGAGCAACAACAGUGGCUCGUAUUACCGGAGCCCGAGCUUCCACAAUCAGGCGAACACGGGGAGGGAGUCGGUGAGGAGUUCUCCUGACGUUGCGGGAGGCCUAAAGUCUCCGGUCUUUCAGUUCUGCAGCCCGAAGAGCAAGUUCAACAAAGCACCGAGCUAUUCGAGCAAGUGUCCAAUGUCAGCGGGGCCCUUGGGCCCCGCGAGGAACCGGACGCCGCCGAGUUGCGGCUCUCCGCAGGCCUUUUUACCUCAGAAGAGUCCCAAGCCGUUGGAUCGAACGCGAAGAAACUCUUGCUUCAAUCUCGGCCUGAUGAGGAAUCCAAUGUCACCGACGACCAUCAUCACCGCACCGACAGAAGCGUUGGCCAGUCCUCGCACCACUCCGGGCAAGCAAUUCUACAAGCCAAACGUGAUAUCCUCGCAGCAGAGCUCCGCUGACACAAUACAAACAAGCGACGUUUCGGCCAGUAGACGGGAACACGAACGCGAUAACUCAAAGAGAACUCGCUCCAAUCGGAUGGGCAGUAUAAGCCUCAACAAAAGCCACGGCAGUCUCGCACAGCCUUCGGCGAAGGACGAGGAGCCUCCGUUUUCCAGUGAGAGUCCCCGUCGCAGAGGAACCCGUGACCCGAGAAACGUUGCGAGAAAAUCAACGAGUGACCUGACCGAACUGGAUGCCGAUGAUGUCGAGACCGAAGUCACCGUUCUCUCGAGUCCCAGGAGGCGAGGAUCGAUGAAGGGUGGACUCGCUUAUCUCGCCUCCAGACGAGGCUCACGGGACAGCCAAAUCUCGAACGUGUCCAACCUUAGCAACGAGGACAUUGGACCACUCAAUUUCAACGCUCACCCACGUGGCAGACAGAGAAGGACUUCCAAUUUUCUCGAAUUACCAGUGCCGGAUCACAUAAGACCCCGAGUACAUAGUUUACCGGAAAAGGCGUACAAUCCCCGAGCCGGAGAUGAUUUGUACCGGUUACGGGCUUUCAGCAUAACCCACAAAGGCGUCGUCAAUCGAGGAGAUUCGAUUAUAUCGCGACGGAGUAGAAGCAACACAUCCGUCAACAGCAGCAGGAAUAGCAAUGUUUCCGGGGAACGGUCACCGUUUGAGGGCUCCUGCUGCAGUGGCCAGGGCGUUACUGGCGAUAGUUCGGAAAGCGAUAUUGAUGAAAUUCCCAAGUAUCGGGUCGUUCUCCUCGGCGACUCUGGAGUUGGUAAAACCGCUCUCGUCUCCCAAUUCAUGACCAGCGAGUACAUUAACACGUACGAUGCCAGUUUGGAUGACGAAUUCGGCGAAAAGACUGUAUCGAUUCUAUUGGACGGGGAAGAAUCUCAGAUGAUUUUCAUCGACCAUCCCCACGUUGAAAUGAGCGUCGAGAACUCGCUCUCUACGUACGAACCACACGGCUGCGUCGUCGUCUACUCGGUAGAAUCACGUGCCAGUUUUCAACUUGCGGAAGAAAUUCUCAACUACCUGUGGAGAGAGCACUUUACCCAAGAUCGAUCAGUCAUCGUCGUUGGCAAUAAGUCUGAACUUGCGAGAAGUAGAACUGUCGACGCUAAUGAGGGCAAGCAGUUGGCAACUUCGAGGGAAUGUAAAUUUAUCGAAACCUCGAGUGGGAUACAGCACAACGUGGAUGAGUUAUUAGUUGGUAUACUGAAGCAAAUUCGUUUAAGGGAGACGAGAGACAAGAAAUUACGUCGACAGGGCAGCAAAGGAAGAAUUUUGUCGAAGUUGCAUGGGAGCAAAACUGCGCUGAGUUUGAAUCUUGCUCGAGAGAUAUUGAACAAAAUGUGUUUGAACGAUAGUAAGAGUAAGAGUUGUGAAAAUCUUCACGUUUUGUAAUGAGGCAAUAAAUAAGGAGCCCCCGGAGGCGCGGUGGACAAAACAUAUCGCGUUCGUUGAAAAUGUGGAUCUCUCAUUUUGAGCGAACAAUUAUUUAUUGAAACAACCGAACCUGCAUGUGCACGUGGUUGAGCUACGAUUUUAAAAAAAUUAGAGAUAAAUAUUAAUUAACGAGUGUAAAUGUGCCUGCGAAAUGGCUGAAGAUUUUCGCAAACUGAUGGGAGCAACUUCGGGUUCCUGAUCGUUGCGGACUUUGGAACUGUGUGAGCCCGAAAAUAUUGACAUCCCGAUCAAAAUCGUACGUAGGCAAGGAAAUUAGAAAAAUAGAGGAUUUAAUGGCGGCAGAGUAUCUCGCGAUAUCGCCGCCAGCGAUGCAGUGAUUUGAUUACAUAUUAGUGGCCAAGUUAUAAUGUCGAUGGUCCAAAAUACGUGACUUCGUCAAUGUAUGCGUGUAGAAAUGUAAUUAUGAGAGUAAUUAGCUUGAUCGGGGACACAAACGCUGUCAUUUUUACGAGUAAAUAGGUCACUCGAGGUUUUCAUUGCUUCUCGUGCCAAUAAUUUUCCGACCAAGUUCCAAAAUACUGUAAAACUCUCGUCGUCGUCACCAUUUUUUUGUGUCAUCGAAUUUCACAAUGUUUUUCUUCUCUUCUCAUUCAUCCGGGAAUUCUCAUCGUCAAAAGUCAUUAUUCUCGUUCAAUCACGGUAUCGCAUUUGCAUUGAAUUAAUAUUGCAAUGAUUUCCAAGGCCCUGAAGAUUGGAGCAGACAUCGUGGCGAUUUGUAUGGAAAUUUCAAGGCACGAUUAGCCCUGAAGCAGCUCACAGUCGAAACCGAUUUUGAGCGUGUACGAAUGCAAAAAAAGCCCGAAUUUUUAGAAGCAUUCUGACUUAUUCUUCAGUUUUCGAGUAAGUUUUCGGAUCUCUGCGAUGACAAGUCAAGAAGAAUCGAAAAGUUUUUUCAUUCCUCCUUUAAAUUAAAUAUUUAUAUAAAUUCAAAAGUUUCGUCGAGUGUAAACGUACGCCCGGAUGAAAAAUCAAAUUUGUCGAAUUGAACAUUUUUUUAAAAUGUUUCCAUUUACAUUGUUUUUCAAUGGAACACUCGAAUUGUCCAGAUACGAUAACGUCAAUCGUUUGGUUCGAACGUAACGAGUACGAUUUUCAAAGGAAGACUCAAGCUUGUUACGAAAAUUGGAAGAAAUACUAAUAUUAAGGACUAUUUAUAAAUAAAUGACGUCAAAUUUCUGUGGGAUAUGCUGGACACGUUUCACUAGACGCUGGUCGUUGAAUGAUUAUUAUAAUGAUAGAUUGCCAAGUUCGAUAACUCUAUCUGUACAUUGAACAAAGUGCUAAAAAGCAAUGAAAAUGUUUGUGUAGAGCGCUGUUACAAUUAGAAUGUACAUAUUCGUUUGUAAUCAGCCAUGAUUACAUGGUGAAAUUGAAUUGUGAUUUGUAUCGAGAACGCAGCCAAUUUAGUAGCAUAUCUGUGUGUCGUGUUACAAUAAAAUAUGCGACGUAAUAAAUCGUUUUCGAGAUUUGAGAGCACGUUCUCAAGUUAGCCUGUCUUUUCGGACGUAAAAACAAGCAUUUAUGCAAAUAUUAUUCGUUAGUUACAAAAACAACUAAAUUUGUCAAAGUAUGAUUUGUAUAGUUAGCUCGAAAAAUAGAAACAGUUGAAACUGUGAAUGCUGCAUUUGAAAUAUUCAACUUUUAUGAUGUUUCGAGGUUUCUUUUUCAUGCUGAGACUCCAUUGACAAAAUUUCAACUUGAAAAUCGGUAUUACCAGGUAUUCGGCCUAGAAUUCGUGCCCAGUAAUUAUCAUGAUAAUGGCCACUGAUGAAUACUGUUACACAUUAUCGUAGGAGCAUGAAAAUCUGAAUAGUGUCGAUGACAGCGAAUGCUAGCAAAUUGUAAUUCGUCACGAAAAAAAAACAACAAAAAAAUGGAAAAAGCAGCACAUAAUACAGACAAGUAGACACGGCCUAAGCGUAUGAUGAACGACUAUGAAAACGUAGCGUUGCGUAUAGAAAUAUUUUAUAAAAUAUAUGAUCGUUUAUCCAUGCUACUAUUGCCAUGUCUUCGCCAUGGAUCACGUGCAAUCAGAUCUAUAAAUAAGUAUUUAAACGUAGAUGUAACAAAUUACAAAUUGAAUGAGCACGAUGGUCAGUUAAUGGCGUGCCAAAAUUGUGAGGAAUGAUUUGUUUGAGCGAUUUCGAAGCAGAGAAACUUUGUCAAUUUUCUGUACGAUGCACCGUUCACCGGACAUUUGAUGAGUUUGAAGCUAUCCAAUUCUGCGUACCAUACAAAGAGUUUCUCUCACUUCAGGAAGUCGAGACGCAUCUGAUUGGUUUUCACAAUUUAUUGAAAAUCUUGCGAUCGGUACGUCGAGACAAAAAUGCUUGAAGCCUUGCCCCAUCGCGAUUUAUCUUCUCUCGAAUUCUUAGUCAAAUUUUGUGGUAAUAUUCUGUGCAACUGAGAUGUGAACUGUUCCAUCACAUGGGCGUUUUACUGAACGCGCCACGAUGAUCCGGAACUCCAAUAUAUUUUUAGUGGAAUUUAUAAACCCAGACUGUCCAGCUUCUCUACUGUUCUGGAGUUUGAAACGUCGAUCUUUAUCGAGAAAGAAUGGAAUUGUUGAAACUGUCAAAUAGCGUAUCUUCGUUAGCGAACUGAAACAUAUCGCUGCGAACAGAAAAUAUCAUAGAUGUUUAAACUCGUCGAUGGCCUCUGAAAAGUAGUGAAAAUAUUCUAUUAGAAUGUAAUUCGAUGAGGAUGUGAUAGUGUACUAUAAAUAUGCGUCAAUUCUUGGGAGAGUAAUUAAUAAAUCUACGACCUGGUCUCAAAUCUUCAUAUCUCAUGGCCAAUUGCAUUCCGUAGGAAAACAAAAUAAUGCUGAUAAGCGAAGGGGAAGCCAAAGUAACGAGAGCUAUUUGUCUAUCAAUGACAUUUUGAAAAACCGUCGCUUAUGAAUAGCCUCAAUCGUGUGUGCCAAAUGAUAAUUAAAAAUAAAUAGUCUAUCAAAACCUUUACUACAUUCAUUCGCAAAGCAGUUCGAUAUUAAUAUUAUACUAUUCACGUGUAUACUCGAAUAUCGUGAGUAUGUAUUAUGGAGUAAGAUAACAAAUUAAUUCAACGAUAAUAUUCUUGAGCUGAUUUAAUCUGCUGGACUAUACUAUUUUUAUAAGCAUUCCUAGUCUGUCGAUUAUGUAAACGCUGAUAAAUGUUGAAUAUCAUGGGACAUCAAAUUCCAUUUUCCUGUGUUACAUUUUUUCAUCUCGAGCUCAUAUCGGCACAAUUCAAAUACAACUCGUUCAACGCAGCAAAAAAUUAGAUAAGAACAGUGGCUCGACGUCAUUGUGUGCAUAACUUUUACAAAAACGCAUUCCAUUUGUGUUUUCAGAUAAUUUGGAGUUCUACAAAAAUUCUUCAUCACUCGAUACCAUUUUUUGACUAUUAUUUUACGACAUCAAGUUUUUCGCAUAAACAUUCGAGUAUCAGGCUUUUGUUACUAUCAAUUUCCUGUCUCUGGUCUUUACUGCCCAUUGGUUUUUAUGACUUGCAGCUUUGAGUGCUUAUAACUCAAAAGAAAUAUUUCUCUCCAAUAUAUUUGAUUUUUUAUUUUUUAUUUCUUUUUCCAAUAAUAAAAUAAAUCUUAAAUAAGAAAAUGAUUGAAGGCCUGAUACCAACAAACAAUGUGUUCCGCUUCAAUCUAGUUCAAUUAAAAAAAAUAGUACAUACCAUUACCAACUCCAAAAAUGGCAGUUCCAGCUUAGGUCAAAAUGACCAAAUUAUAGUAACCCAACUAAAAAAAUGUCAUUGGUAACAAUAUCAUGAAAUACUGCUCUCGGAAAUAAAAUUAUCGGGAAAUUGGUUGGAAAUUGUAACCAAUUCUUCGGGAAGUUAACUAGUUAUUCCAAUGUUCUGCAAAUAAUUAUGUUCUUGUCAACAACUUUGAAAUUUCUUCUUCGAACCUGAUGUGGCAAAUAAUAUACUCAACAACGUGGAAUGACUGUACAUUAGUAUAAGUGUGUAAAUGAUGUAUCGAACUCUAAAAUGAUGUAUGGGGGUGCUAUUUCGACAAUCAAAUGUGUUUACUUACGUGCUAUUGACUAUGAAUUGUGUAAAAAUGUGGUGACACUGUCUGUAUGAAACUGAAAGCAAUAUACCAUGGAUACCUUCAGCA